UCAGGACUACUGCUGGUCACAGUGUAAGCCCAGUGCUGAAACGACCCAGCAAGUACUGAGGGUGCAUGGGGCCCAUUGCUCCUACCUGACAGGUGUUAGUUCGUUAGUUUGAUGGGGAAAGGCUGGGGUGCUCAGAUCAAGAAUGUGUGCACACCAUUUUGAGGUUGUGUUUCAGAUAAUCCAUGUGUCUGGUCAAGGUAUGGUGGGUCUAUUUGCUCACUCCCUUAGCAUCAUUUAUGUACGGGCUUCUCAUAUCUCCGGUAGCCCAACUGGAGCAUUGGCAGAGAGGCCUGUGGCCUUCGACCAUGAACUUCCAGCCACCCCAGCAUCCCAUAUAGAUCAGACUUGGUGUUCAUCCUAGUAGGAGGAGCCUGGGGGUGGGGUGAGCAGCCAGACGGGUUAGGCUGGUACGUGGGAACCUGAAGAGGGCUGGCCCAAGGUCAUGUGGCCUCCAGGGAGGGGCAUUUGACAAGCUACUAGCAGACAAGCCAGAAUUGGGGUCAGAACAGGAGGGACUUGCUAGGAUACUCAACAGGGACGGGCAUCAACAGGUAGGUGUCCUGUAGACUGGCCAGUCAUUUCAGUGGGGUUUGGUCUCACUCUGGGUUUCUUACUGCUCUGGAAUCUGGUGGUCUUCAACCUUAGUGUUGAGACCCUUUAAUUUUGCUACUGUUAGGAGUUGUAAGUCUUCCUGUGGUCUUUGGUAACCCUUGUUAAUGGCAUGUGACCCACAGGUUGAGAACCACUGUCCUGGAGUCAUACAUUGUUUCCUGUAGUAUUUUGGUUUGGUGUUGCAUCUCCCCUAAGGACAUGGCUCCUCCAGAACAUUAAAACUGCUUUAGUUGGUUAAGCUAGUUUGUCUCUAGACUUUUGGGGACAGUGGAUUCCACCAAGGACUCUUGUCUCCUAGAACCUACUCUUACAACUUUAUUAUCCCUGCUCUUCCCUGAAAUCUUGUCGGCCCGCCUCAGCCUCCAGGUACAAUCUGGAUGCCUUGUCCUCGGCCGCCCUGGCUCCGCCGCCACCGAACCUCCCAGGGCUCGAGCCCAGGUUCCCCAGGUACCGUGUCUGCACCCACGACCCCUAGCAGAGGUGAAGAAGAGGACGCAGAAGAGGAGGGCGAUGGCACCCCAGCCGACAGCCCCAUCCUGCCCCCCGCGUCUCCCAUGGAAUGCCUUAUCUGCGUGUCGCCCUUCGAUGGAAUUUUCAAACUGCCAAAACGCCUGGACUGCGGUCACGUCUUCUGUCUUGAGUGCCUGGCACGCCUGUCGCUGGCUACGGCGGGUGGCGGAGAUGCAGUGGCUUGCCCUAUGUGCCGUGCGCCCACACGCUUGGCCCCGCGCCGGGGGCUUCCCGCUCUACCCACACAGCCAGGUCUGCUGCCUCGCGACGCACGCGCGCCACCACCACGCCAAGGCUCCGUGCGCUUCGAUCGCCGCCGUGGGCUCCUGUACCUGCGGCCACCGCCGCCUUCUCCUGGGCCACGCAAGAGCCGCACAGUGCGUGCCCCACCGCCUCCACCCCCACUGCGCCUUGGCCGCCCGCUGUCUCGUCGCCUGUCCCUGAGCAGCCCCACAUGGGCCUUCAACGCGGCAGUGGCGCUGGCCGUGCUGGUGGCUGCAGGCCUCGUUGUCUCUGGUGUCUACAUCUUCUUCCUCAUCCCUCAUGUCACCACCUCCGGCCUUGCACGGCCUCAGGUCGUAGCUCUGGGCCCUGAUCCUAGCUUCUGGCAACCACCACGGCCCACACCAAUAACACCCUGGACCCACAUCUGGAUACCGCGCCCCACAAAGCCUGACCUGGACCUGGAUGAUACCCUGCCAGAGGCUACCAAGGACACGCCAGAGCUUGAGGAAGCUGCCAAGGAACCAGUAGAGUCGCAGGGGACCCUGGAUACACCUCCUACACCACCUCAUCAAACUCCGAAGACAGAGACUGACCUUGGCUGGAACCUGCAGGCACGGGAUGAUGGGAAAAUGGUGUAACUACAGUAAUAAAUGCCUCAGUGCUACAGGCCCGGUCUCCCUCCCUGAAGAUAUCUGUGUCAUCCUGGAGGGCAUUAACAGAAUACAUUUCUCCAGAUUGGGGACUGGAAAGACACGAAUUCUCUCAAACUACUGUAAUCGUUCUACAAGAAUCCUCUGAGAAUGUCUCUUUCCCAUGGCCAUCUAACUGAAGGUACCCUGGUCAAUGACGACUACUUAUGAACCAUAUGCCUGUGUAGGUCUAGUUGGGGUACCCCUGAUUCUCAUCUCUGUGGAAGUCCAGGUGGCCUCUCCCCUAAUGACAUCUAUACAGGGCUGUGAAGGUACCUUAGCCUUCACCUUGACAGGAUGCCGUUAGAAGCACUUCAUCAUCUCCUCAGCCCGCUGAGGGAGAGAGACAUUCCUGGUCAGCUCUGGGGAUGAAGGAUCUGGCCCACUCAUGCUUUGGACUCACCACAGUGGGGUUGGGGCUCCCAUCUUUGGAAUACAAAACUGUUUACUGUUCUGAUUAUGCAUCUUGCUGCCCACAGUCAGUCUGUAAAUUUCAGUGCCUGCGCACCUGAUCAGGACUGUGACUUGAAGGGACAGGGGUGGCCUGGCUAGGGUUAGAGAUGGCUGUGACUUCUGAAAACUGGUUCCCAUUUGGAAAGUAAAACCCAAACUGGUCUGGGAGUCUCGAUGUCUCCCCCAGACUUUGGUUUCUGGGACCUACUCAAUACCUUGUGGAAUAGUUGUGGUCAUCAUGACUUGGAGAGCCAAGGCCUCCCUGUGGCUCAGACAGAAACAUUCAAAGCAGGAGGUCCUGGUCCUCCCUAGAUAAUAUGAGAGAUGCUGGUCCUGUCCUCGCUUGAACCCUUUUAUCCCCCAUUUUUUCCCUUCUCUGGGGCUCCACCAGCUCUGCCCAGGCUUCCCUCUGUGCCUCAGCUGAAGUCGAAGCCUUUCCGGUGUCUAUGGAAGGUGGCUCCUUGUCUUCCAAAAGACUUCUUGGCUUAGACACAGAGUAGAAGGAAGGCAACUCUUCUCUGCAUAGGCUGACCACAGACCUCUGAAACCCCAUGGCCUGCUUUUCAUCACCUGGCAUGAGACGAUGUGUGUUAAGGGUGAGCAGCAUUUUCCAGAAUGAAAUGUGACUUCUGUGUAUCUGGAGGCCUCUGUGUGGUUUAUUUACAUGUGUGUCCUCAGCACCAGGCAUCGGCUGAUAAAGAAUGCUUGCCCAGGGAAGUGACAACAUCAGGGAUGACCAAGAGGCAGCCUGGGAAUGCCCAUGGGCACCAUAGGCUUGCAAGCUCACAGCUGACAGGGGCCCUAGCAUGUCUGUGGGAGCAACUCAGCAGCUGCUUCCAGGUAGGAAGCCAGAGGAAGAACAUCAGGGAACCUGAGGGUGUGUCUUCCCAGACCAGUUCUUGGCUCACACCUGGUGCCAACGUCACCCACAGGGACUGGGAUCAAUGCAGUGGGUCACUGAGAACCACUGCCCAGCUUUACGGGCUGGUCCAGUGGGGGUAGAGUGGCUGUUCUGCUUUAGUUUCCUCUGGCUACUGUAAAACUUACCCCUAACACCAUGUCUUAGAACCAUACACAUUACCUCAUAUUUCUGCGUCCAGAAACCUAAGACCUUGUCAUGGGGCUAAAACUGAAGUGCCAAACGAAGUGUGGCGGCACAGAACUAUAAUCCCAGCUAUGCAGGGAGUUUGAGGACAGCCCAGUUAUGUGAGAUUCUGUCGCAAAAUAAAAAUUAAUAAUCAAUCAAUAAACUUAGGGAGCUGACAGUUCCAGGUCCUUCUGAAGACUCUGAAUCUAUUUCCUUAGAUUUCUAGCUAUUAGGAUUGCCUUCCUUGGCUUGUGGUUUCCUCAAAGUCAACAAUACAACAUCUAUAAAUUUCUCUGACCCUCUAGCUAUCUUCUUUCACUUAUCAGGAUAUUAGGAGCAAGUAGGGGG
Messenger RNA from Myodes glareolus (Bank vole), 3924 nucleotides. Lineage: Eukaryota; Metazoa; Chordata; Mammalia; Rodentia; Cricetidae. The record is from RefSeq and is a predicted model, not a curated record.